Messenger RNA from Lepisosteus oculatus (spotted gar), 6570 nucleotides. It is a transcript of the gene arfip2b, whose product is annotated as ADP-ribosylation factor interacting protein 2b. Gene Ontology annotation, molecular function: phospholipid binding; protein domain specific binding. The record is from RefSeq and is a predicted model, not a curated record. Gene Ontology annotation, cellular component: trans-Golgi network membrane. Gene Ontology annotation, biological process: regulation of Arp2/3 complex-mediated actin nucleation; intracellular protein transport. NCBI's taxonomy places the organism in Eukaryota, Metazoa, Chordata, Actinopteri, Semionotiformes, Lepisosteidae.
GUCAGUUCCGCUCGGUGUCUUCAGGCAGAAGGGGGGCGAAUAACAGCAACAAGAAGUCGGAGGUGGAGAGGGGGGGGCAGCUGGCCAGUCAUGCAAUAAAACAAUAUAUAACAAGAUACUAAUUAUUAACAGGUACUUUUGUACCUUUUCUAUUAUCGCCGCGUUGAGGAAAACAGCCGGAAACAAUUGGCUUCCACCAGCUUGCCGUCUAAUUCAGAAGACGGAUUCACACACUGACCUCCAAAAUGACAGACAGCAUUAUGAGCAAAGCUGCUACGAUGGAAAUCCCAAUAAACAGCAACGGAGACACAGGGACCCUCACUGAGGAUGACAGCCUGGAACAGGCGGCACAGAUUCAGUGGCGCUUAGAUGAGAAGGACUUGCAGCAGGUGAUGGUAUCAGGACCCAACCUCAAUGAGACCAGCAUUGUUUCGGGAGGUUAUGGAGGCACAGCAGAGGGAAUCAUACCCACCAGCUCCAUCAAAGGCCCUGGGAUCCGCUACAACCCUACCAUGCUGGGAAGACGCAUCCUCCCUCUGGGACAAGGUCCCAAUAUGCACCAGUCACACAGCAGCUCAGCAGUCACUGCUGAAGAAGCUACUCGUGGUGUGGCUGUGGAAAAGUUUGACAUUGUCAAGAAGUGGGGCAUCAACACCUACAAGUGUACAAAGCAGAUGAUUUCUGAACGUUUUGGCCGUGGGUCACGGACAGUGGACCUGGAGCUCGAGGCUCAGAUUGAUGUGCUUCGAGACACGAAGCGCAAAUACGAAAACAUCCUGCGAUUGGCCAGAGCUCUGACUAAUCAUUUCUACAGCAUGGUGCAGACCCAGCGUGCACUGGGGGACACCUUCUCUGACCUCAGUCAAAAAUCUCCAGAGCUACAGGAUGAGUUUGGAUAUAAUGCUGAAACACAGAAGCUGCUGUGUAAGAAUGGAGAGACCCUCUUGGGUGCCAUCAAUUUCUUUGUCUCUAGUAUCAACACUCUGGUCAACAAAACCAUGGAGGACACUCUGAUGACUGUCAAGAUGUAUGAGAAUGCUAGACUGGAAUUUGAUGCGUACCGCGCUGACCUGGAGGAGCUGAACAUGGGCCCUCGGGAUGCUGUCACCCUGUCACGCAUUGAGGCGGCACAGCAGCAGUUCCAAAUCCACAAAGACAAGUACGAGCGGCUCCGGAGCGACGUCACCAUCAAACUCAAAUUCCUGGAGGAAAAUAAGGUGAAGGUGAUGCACAAGCAACUCCUCCUGUUCCACAACGCCAUCUCGGCCUACUUUGCAGGGAACCAGCAGCAGCUUGAACAGACCCUCAAGCAGUUCAAUGUCAAGUUAAAGCCUCCCGGUGCAGACAAACCAUCCUGGCUGGAGGAGCAGUGAUGGUGCAGUUUUCCAGCCAACCGGACAGAUGGACGGACAGACAUACUGUUAGAAAGACCAAUGGUGCAGGACCAGGAGAGGCCAGUGAGAGUGACAAUGGGAGAGAACAUGCUUGUCCCUUUCUUUUCCUUCCCUGUCUCUUCUUCUCUCUCUUUUUGUGUUUGAAGAACUUGGAUGUUUUAAUCGUUUAGAAACACUAACACUUCUUUCCUUUCAAUGGGGAAAACGUCCUUAAUAUUAUGUCCACCACCUUGAAAAAAACUUCAGAAUGAAAUCAACACAACAUCAUGGUCUUCAGUUUGCUACUAUUUAUUAGUGUCGCCUAAUAAAAACCUAUGAUCUCUGUCUUUAUGACUAGGUGACAAGCAAAUUAGUUAUUCACUAUCUGAAGAAAUGAAGUCCAAUUUCUCAAGUUUAAAAGUUUACACUACUUCUGGGUUUCCAGCAAAAAGGGACUGUCCUUGUUAACCAGAAGGACUGUAGGUAUCAGAAAUGUGCAUUUAAACAGUCUCCUGUUUAAAAAGGCUUCUUUUCAAAUUAGAACCAAAAGGUUUAAUGCACAACGGCAACAUCCUCUCCAUUUAAGUUUGUUUACAAGAAAAGUAGACAAAACCUAAGACCUAAAGAGAAGAAGAUCUUGAAUACAGAAAGAAGAAAUGUUGAAAAUACAUAAUGAAAAGUUAAUGGUUAAAGCUGUUAUUAUUUCAUAUUUAUUAUUAAAACAGUAAAUAUAUGGGGUUGCAGGACAGGGAAGGCUUUUUUUGUGAAGGCAAGUGCUGUUACUUUGCAGAUUGUCAGAGAAUGUUGUGGAAAAUAAUGCCACAGUGGGUACAGAGUUAUACGGGAAAGAAAAGAGUUUGAUUUGACAAAUUCUGUCCUUUUGGAAUUCACAAAAUUAAGCAGAAACAAAGCUUGUUACUUGUAAUGUAAGACACUCUAAAAAAUUCAAUGAAUAAAAAUCAAGAAUACUGGUGUCUGUAGAAUAUGUCAAAAACUUUUUUCUUGUCCAAAGGUGAUACAAUCCAUUUUCGAUACAGUGCAAUUCUGGUCCUUGAGACCACAGGCCACAGUCCUCCAUGAUUUAUAGGUAGUUAUUGAUAGCUAGCUGCUUUAAACCUGGAUAGAUGGUCAGGUUCUUUAAUUGGGUAAUUUAAUUUAUUCAGCCUCAAUAAUGUGGAUUAUCAUUUGACUAUAGCACCUAUGAGCCCUUGUGGAGAAGCAGGGUUUACCAUGGUUAUAUUACUGUGGUCACAAAUACUGUUAAACUGUAGAUCUACUCAACUUCUUUUUAGCAGAAAUUAGUAGGAUAUGUGUUUUUCACAAAGGGUUCUCUAGGAACAAAAGUUUUUAAUGUCUAGUAAUCUGUCUCCUACUUGUAGGAAAGUUGGAUAUCUUCAAUGAUUUGUGCCCCUUACUGACUACAUAAGAUUUUCAAAAGAAAACUUAAUCCUUAAUGGCAUCAGAUUUUCUGGUACAUUACUUAACAUUCAGAACCAUUGUAUAUAGUAGUAUCCCACAUUUUAUGACAAGGACGCACUAAUGUAAAAAAAAAAAGCAUAUGGGUUCCACAAUUAUUUGUUGACAACUUCACUUAAACCUGUAGAAACAGUGUAUUCCAGUAGUUUUUCAUGGCCUGGUAAGAACAGAACAAGAAAAAGAACGUAGUUGUAGACUAAAUAAAAAGUGAGAAGAUCGAAAGUGUGUAUUGUCUUAGUUGUUUUAAUUUGAGGACAUAUUUUUGUUCUUUUUGAGAGAACUGUAAAAAGGUCACUGCAGAUGGCUCUGAGAUAGUAUGCUUUAUAUACUGUAUUUCUCGUAGCACUUCCAGACAGCUUUGGUAGCAUCAUGACAAAUUUAAGUUCUUACACUACAGCCAAGAAUCGUGGAAGUUAACGUGACACAGGGCUUUCAAGCUUCCAUCUUUUCUUCUUAGCGAAAUACCCUUGUUGGGUAUCCCAGAAGUCACAGGCCAAUGUUCAGCUUCAAUGAAAAUUUAACUCUUACCUUUUGGAGGGUACUGAAAAAUGCAUCAGUUGAGAUAUCACAGGAUAGCAUGCAUUUGUUUAGCUCUGUAGCUCACCCUUUCCGCUAAUGCUAAGACACCUUUUACAACUUUUUUUCAGGUCAGCCCUGGCUCACACUUCUGAAGUGUGAAUGGCUGUCCUGAACUGACUUAAAUUUAGGCUGCAUUUUUGAUCUGGCAAUUGUAGUCCAAGGACCACAUCCAAUUCUGGGGUGCCGUUAUUUUUAAUACCAAUGCCUUUCUUAUUGCAUAGGGUUUAACGACACUCUCAAAUUUGCCAGCAUGCAAAAACAAUGCAGUAUUGUACUUGUAAGUAAACAGUUUACUUAAGGGCUGCUUUAAAAUGACAUAUAUUAGUGACCAGUAGGCAAAUGAAGCAUAAUGAGUUAUUGAUAUUUUCACACCAGAUAUCACCCUUAAGGUAUCACUUUAAAUGUGUUAAGAUUUUAUCCAGGAAUGCUUGGGUCCUUGUACUGUGUAAUCCUAGGUUUACCGUUUUUUGUUCUGGGGUGUGGGUGCAUAUUAAGUUAUCUUUAAACCACAGAGGAACAUGGUUUUCAAGGACCAAAAGCUGAGUAAUCUUAUCAUUAAUUACUAUUAUAAUGCUUUAAAGGUGACAUUAUGUUCAGGCAGCUUGGUGAUUAAUACUAGUAUAUAAUUAUACUCCUGUUUUGUCACAAGGUGGCAGUCUAAUCUAAACAGUUUAGCUGGGGAGUUUCAUUAACUCUCACUGAUGACUGGCUUCCAAUGUACUAUAGAUGGUCGUGCUAUGAAAUGGCUUAUUGUUGCCCUGCAGCAACCUUUUUGUUGAAAGCUAAGUGUUUUCACAAAAACAGUUUUUUUUACAUCAGGGCUGGGAGAGUUGAUGUUAUUUUGUCGUCCCUCUUCUCUAAAUCGUGCCUGAGCAGUUAACAUUGGAUAUUUGAGGCUUAUGUUUUAGAAGACUUGCAUACUUGCAUUCCCAGCACAGGUUGGAUACGUGUAUGCAGACAUGUAUAACUGUGCAGGAUGUAUGUAUUUAUCCCCAUUUUCCAUGAGUGAUAUUUGGUGCGGUGUUCGCACACUAGUUUAAACAUUGAAAUGCGACAUGUCAAAAGAAGUGGUUUGAGAAUCCAAAAAAACCCUAAAAAGGUAUGUAACUUCAGUUACUAGCCCCAUGUGUCCAAAGUCUGUUCCAAAUGUGCCAGCUCUUUUUUGCUGGACAUUUUUUGUAAUCUUGUUUUUCAUUGUAAUUUCAUGGUUGACUCUUCUUAUGUUGUUGAAUAAGCUUUGUAGCCAUCAUGUGACCUAUACAUACAAUGCAGUCAUUGAGCACUUUUGUUGCCAUUUGUAUAUUGAAAUUGAAGUUUCUCCCUUAAACCUUUCAGUGUUUAGAGAACAGCAUUUUCUUUUAAUUUAAAAGUUAUUAUGCUAUUGAUUGUACGUAUCCACUACUAACUAGGUACUGUUAAAGGCAAAUAAUAGUUAAAGCAAGGCCCUUGCAAUUUGAUGCAACACUGUGUGAUUAUGCCAAGAUGCAAGAACUGUGCAUUUGGCAUAAGACUGGUGCCUACAAGAUAGGCGGCAAGCAGCACAGACCCAGCAUUUCAUGUUCAGACAGUGUUUUAAAUAUGCUGCUAAUUAGUCAUUUACACCUUGAAUGACUUGAAUCACCCGAAAGCAACAAAGUUUCUAAAUGACGGUAUUGUAGAACAUCAUUUGGUAGAAGAUGGCAUUUUACUAAAACUAAAUUUCACAUUAUGGUAAAUGUUAAAAGGAUUGUGCUAAAUUUAAGCACAAAGUCCAUAUGAAUUGUAUAUUCUGUGAUGGGUCUUCAGAUUCGCCUGUCUUUGAGAGCCUUCCACUUCAUUUUAAGGUUGAACUAAUGUGUUGUUGCUUCUUUGUUCCCAGGUUUUUGUAGGAGCAGCUUUGAAACGGAGCAAGGCAGAAUUUCUGCUCUUUAAAGUUUCUUGUAUGAUUGCUGCAUUUUGUAAAGUUGUACUUAGGAAUUUGUGUACUUUGGGUGAAGCAAUACUAAUGGAAGGAAGUGCAGCUGUGAAGAAACUUCAGCACACAAAUCCAAUGUCUUUAUGACUUGCCUUCCUUGAAUAUAUAUGGCACGUUGUCAUAAGUUGAACAGUAAACAUCAUGGUUGUCCCCUUUUAUGAAUUUAACAAUCAGGCUACUGUUCCCUUUUAUGUCAAUGUUCUUUUUUUGAAAGGCUGUAUUUCCAUUUGAAUGUAUUUCCAUUUUUUCAAUCUAUUCCUUCAGGUAGUUCUUCCACAAAUAUGGUACACCAAUUGCCCAACACUUGCCCAUUCAUUAAAAAUCCGUUGCUUUCUAGCCAGUUCUGGAGUCCAUGUACAUCCAUCCAAGAAGAUCCUUAUUACUGAAGAUCCCAACCAAUUUAUUUUCUGUCCAUAUAAAGGUUUGUGGAUUUCCCCAGAUUGUUAAAAAAACUAAACCAGCAACUCUAAAGUUACAUCUAAGCUUUUUAAGACAGAGAAUGGAACAAUGUUAAAGUUUCUACAUUUAAUAACAUUUGUGAUGAGCCAAACUUCUGAGGAAUUCAGACUGAUUGUCAUAUUCAUAAAAUGACAAAAUGAACAAUCCUGUUUUUUUAAAAAAGCUAGUUUGUCUGAAAUCUUAUUGUGUUCAAGUGCUGUUUAUUUGUGUCCCCAUAAGAGCAAUACCAGCUAGAUGUUUGGCCCUGAUUAAAGGGUGUCCCUAUAUCUGUUUUCCUUUAUCCAAAAACUUUCCUGAAUCCCUGAAAUAUGAUUAUGAAUACACAUUCAGUUCUUGUAUUAAAAAUGAAAAUCCUGAUUCAAGUGUAAUAGACACCAGACACUUCUUAGCUAGUUCUAGUUAGUAGCUAAAAAAAUGAAAGGUUUAUAUAUGAAAUUUUAUUUGCGUACAAUCAAUAUUUUUUUUAGGCUGCUCUGUGAUAUUGUAGUGUAUGAAUGAUUGUAUAUAUGUAAUGAUAUUUAAGGUAAUAAAAAGUCUUGGGUUUUAUGUGGUUUUGCUAUUCUUCCUUGCUUUGUUCAGGAGUACAGCCACUGACUAAUUGAACCUAGCAACAACAGGCACAUAAGAAUACAAAAAACUUCAAUGUUACAAUUAUUUAAGAAUAGGGAUGAAUUGUUAAUAUUACUGUAUAAAUGUGAAACUGAUGAUAAGAAUUUGUAUAAAAUCAAA